CCGGCAAAAUGGUGGCGUCCGCGGAGGUCCGCGUGGCUCGCUGUGGCGGUAGCAGAAUAAAUUUUAUCGAACCGAUUAUUACGUUAGAUUCUAGGUUCCUACUGUGUGCGUCGGGCGAUGCGGUUCACGUAUACAGCACAAGCACAGAGGAGCGUGUCCAUGUGCUGCAGGGACACGUGGACUUGGUCACGGGCCUCAGACUGAACUCAUCCAACCACCUGCAGGUGUACUCCUGCUCACUGGAUGGCACUGUUAAACUCUGGGACUUCACAGACGGCAUCCUCAUCAAGACGUACAUCGUGGGACACAAGAUAUUCUCUCUGUAUGUUUCGAAGUUCCACGAGGGGACUGUAUUCAUCAUCCUGCCGAUGGAGAGCAGCGCUAAUACUGAGGCCUUCCAGCUGGUGGCUUUGCAUUUGCCCAAGACCACAGGGCCAGAAGUGGAGGCCAGGGACAUCUUAUCGGUGCUGCGCGAUGUCAGCCCUAUCCCCAAGGCCACCUCCUUCGGCAGAGGGGGGGAAUUUGUGGCCUCUGCCAGCGGUCUCCAGCUCUCUGUAUAUUUCUUCAGAAAACAAAAAACAUACAGGUUUUCUCUAAAAGCCAACGACAAGAAGGGAGCCAGGAACAGGUUCACCUGCGUUGCAAGCCACCCAAACGACGACUGCAUUGCCACCGGACACGAGGAUGGCAAGAUCCGCCUGUGGAGAAACUUCAGUCAGAAGAAGGAGUACACAUACUCGACGGAGCACUGGCACCACAGCGCUGUAAACGCCCUGCACUUCACCCCAGAAGGAACAGAACUGCUCAGCGGGGGGGUUGAGUCAGUGCUUGUGCUAUGGCGCUAUGGGGCCGGGUCCAAAAAGGACUUUGUGCCUCGUCUGGGCAGCGCUAUCGAACACAUCUCUGUGUCGCCAGAUGGAUCGUUGUACUGCACGUCUCACAAAGACAACAAGAUUGUGGUCAUGAAAAGCAGUCGGGAUAUCUCUGCCAUCAUCCAGGGAUUGGUGAAAGGUGAGACCAUCAGGACUGACCUGCUCAUAGACCCACGUACGAAAGCUCUGGUGUGUAACGGGAAGCCUGGCCACCUGCAGUUCUUCUCUCUCCGCCAUGACAAGCAGCUCUACAACUUGGACAUUGUGCAGCAGGAGUACAUCCACGAGGCGGGCCUGCAUCAGUGCGAGGUGACAAAGGCUGCCAUCGACGCCCAGGGGUCCUGGCUGGCCACAGUCGAAGAAAGACAGGAGAACCCCGAAGAGCUGGACAUCAUUCUAAAACUGUGGGCCUACGAUGAGUCAACGCAAAGCUUCCAUCUGAACACCUCCAUUUCUAUGGCCCACGAGGGUCAGAUUAGUGCCAUGUGCUUCUCCGGCGACGCUGAGGCCACCAUGCUCGUGACCACAGGGCGGGACGGCCACUUCAAGGCCUGGUUGCUGGCUGACCACCCCGAUGCUCAAGGUGAGGGUGCUUCUUGGUCCUGUGACUACGUGGGUAGCUACCACCGCCGAGAGCCCACCCGAUGCUGCUUCUCAGCAGACGGGUCCCUGUUGGCUGUCGGCUUCGGAGAGGUGGUCACCGUGUGGAGCCCCAGCACCUGGGAGCUGCUGGUGACUUUCAGCCAGCCACCUGGAGACAUCAGGGACCUUUGUUUCGGGAGGCUAAGCUGUUCCAAGUACCUCCUUGGCACAACCACCAAGAACCUGCUCUGCUGCUGGAACCUGCUGACCUGCUCUUUGGAGUGGAGUUCCACAGUGGAUGUGAUCCUCCUCCAGCCCGACCCCCUGUCUGAGAACAUGGCUGCUUUUUCUCGUGCGUCAGGCAGCACCGACUUGUUUGUGUUCAAGCCCAGUGAGCCUCGACCGCUGUUCUCCCAGAAGGCCGUGUGCUCCGGGACAGUUAGGCGUGCUGUCUUUGCACCUCGAGAGGAAGUGCUGGAGGGCUGCGAUGAGAGUACCCAGUGGCUGAGCUGCUCACGGCUCUACUUUCUAACGGAGCACAUGGAGUUGAUGACAUUUAGUACCAAGUCAGAGGAAGACCAAAUUAUUGCUUCAAGUAAACAGCUCGUCAUUGACGACAGCGUUGCCGUGACACCCUUCUACCUGUUGCUGGGCAAACACAGAAAGUCUCAACGAGAGACACAAGACUCUGUCUCGAGCCACACUGCAGCAAGAAUCCAGCUCCCACAAGGGUCACCAGCAAUUAGAGAGUUGCUGCACACUCCAGCACAUGUCCUUCCAUCUGCGUCCUUCCUGUGCAACAUGUUUGUCAACUCUCUUCUCAUCUCGAAGUCUGGAGUCAGAGAGGAUGGCAGGUGCCGAGAGGAGGAGAUGGGCAGUGAGGAGGAGGAGGAGGCCGAGGAGCAGGAGUCUGAGGGGGAAAUGGAAGCCUCUGUCUCUGCACAGGGUCCUGCGGUUCAGGGCUUCCAGACAGAGCCCACACCGCAGCUGUCAAAGGCCCAGGAAAGAGAACUAAGAAAACUUCAAAAAGCAGACUUCAGCUGGCUCAGCUCACUACUGGACUCUUGAAAUGUGACCGCGAAGGGGUUUUAGGGUACACUCGUUCCUGUGUUGCUUUUUGCAGCAAUAAAGUGUAAUGUUUUUUCUAAAGAAAUCUCCACAUUCUGGACAUUUCAGAGUUAUGAGUGCAUUUCUUUUGCAAGGGUUUAUAGGUUU
Messenger RNA from Scleropages formosus (Asian bonytongue), 2669 nucleotides. It is a transcript of the gene wdr75, whose product is annotated as WD repeat domain 75. NCBI's taxonomy places the organism in Eukaryota, Metazoa, Chordata, Actinopteri, Osteoglossiformes, Osteoglossidae. Bases 9 to 2522 code for a protein of 837 amino acids. Gene Ontology annotation, biological process: positive regulation of transcription by RNA polymerase I; ribosome biogenesis; positive regulation of rRNA processing. Gene Ontology annotation, molecular function: protein binding; RNA binding. Gene Ontology annotation, cellular component: small-subunit processome; nucleolus. The transcript is spliced from 21 exons. The record is from RefSeq and is a predicted model, not a curated record.